CAAAAACUUAACCUCACCUCACCUGGUGCACCUCACCAACCAGCACCCCACCACCGCCGCACCUCACCACCCACCCCACCACCACCACAGCAAAACAACACAAUGGUCCGCAAACUCAAGCACCACGAGUCGAAGCUCCUCCGCAAAGUCGAUUUCCUAACCUGGAAAUCCGACUCGGGCCACCGCUCGCACGACGUAAUGCGGCGGUACCACAUCAGCUCUGUGGAGACGUACCACAAAUACAACAAGUUAUGCGGAUCCGUGCGGCACCUCGCGCACCGUCUUGCCCUCCUGCCACCCACGGACGCAUUCCGGCAGCGUCACGAGGCCCUUCUCCUCGAGAAGCUGCACGCCAUGGGAAUUCUCGCGCAGAAGACCAAGAUGAGCGACGUCGAGAAUAAAGUGACUGUGGCGGCGGUGUGUAGGCGGAGACUGCCGGUCGUGAUGACUAGGUUGAGGAUGGCGGAAACGGUGCAGGCGGCGAGUAAGCUCGUUGAGCAGGGACAUGUCAGGGUGGGGCCGGAAGUGGUUACCGAUACGGCCUAUAUCGUCACCAGGAAUAUGGAGGACUUUGUUACCUGGGUCGAUGGAAGCAAGAUCAGGGGCCAUAUCAUGAAGUAUCGGAAUGAGGUCGAUGAUUAUGAUUUGCUGGCUUGAGCGGGGGGUGGUGGGGAGAUGGGAACGAGGGGAGAUGGGAAAGAGCGGGGGAGGAGUGGAAUAAUGUACAUACCUCUCACAUACCUCUGGCGUUAUUAGGUUUUUCUGUUUCUUUCAAGGGACUAUAAAAGUUAUUGAUUCUUCCUGGACUGUCUACUAGGUAUACUGUGAUUGUAUGGUUGAGACCGGGCGAGCGAAAAACAAGACUUCAAUUCCAUGGAUUGGUGAUUAGGUAUCUUCACGUAACGUAUGGGGAAAAGGUAUAUACAGAAACAAACUAAUUACACUAUUCUACAACCGCCUCCUUAACUGAAGCUCCCUCCUUCUCCUUCUCCUUCUCCUUGCCCUUAUCCUUCUCCUUCUCCUUCUCGGCCUUCCUCCUAAAGAUGCCCAGUCCC
This is a messenger RNA of Tricharina praecox, 1055 nucleotides long. RefSeq lists its product as uncharacterized. Gene Ontology annotation, biological process: rRNA processing. The record is from RefSeq and is a predicted model, not a curated record. Gene Ontology annotation, cellular component: small-subunit processome; Mpp10 complex; small ribosomal subunit. The coding region runs from base 103 to 657 and encodes 184 amino acids. Gene Ontology annotation, molecular function: snoRNA binding; structural constituent of ribosome; rRNA binding. NCBI's taxonomy places the organism in Eukaryota, Fungi, Ascomycota, Pezizomycetes, Pezizales, Pyronemataceae. The transcript has 2 exons.